Molecule: messenger RNA, 1487 nt
Organism: Anopheles bellator
Lineage: Eukaryota; Metazoa; Arthropoda; Insecta; Diptera; Culicidae
Product: PRADC1-like protein
Exons: 3
Coding region: 459-1112 (217 amino acids)
Source: RefSeq, a predicted model, not a curated record
AGUUUUCUGGAUGGCUAAUUGUUGGGAUUAUUGUCCUGUACUCCACGGCCUGAAUCGUCCUUAGUCAAGAUGAAAUGCCGGCGGCUGCCUUUUUCGAAACAAUACGGCGUUAAAUGUAUGCGUUAGGCUUGACGUGCGAGUGAACGUUUGGCAAGUUGUUUACGACAAAUCAUAGCUGAUAAGUGAACCUGCAGGACGAUGUUUCCACUUACUCCAAGGUGAUUUGUGAUGUGUCGGCGCAGAUAAUACGCUUUUCAAGAUAAAAAAAGUUGAUAGUACGUGUGCGUACGAUUAUUUGGUGCUUGUGUUGAGCUGCGGUUCUUAGCUGCUGCCAUUUUUGCAAACGAAGGCUGUGGAAGUGGCCACUUCUGAUUCAAGUAAGCAGUCAAUCUUUUCGUUUAGUUCGUCGCUGCCCAUUGCAAGUUCAUGGUACACCGUUUUCAUUGAGGCAACUUAGUAUGCUACGGCUUAGAAAACUGGUGCCUAGUGCAAUAUUAAAGUUGAACAUUUAUACGAUUUGCUGCUGGCUAUGCUUACUGGUUCCGUCUUCUUGGAGCAGUGCGAACAAUCUGCAUACGUACGAUGCCAUACGUACACACGACAUCAUAGCGGGCGACGUGUUUUUCGAGAUCCUCGAUCCUCCCGAACUCGAGUACACGUACCGGUUGAGGCCAGCGAAAGAUUUCGGCGGUAGCUUCGGAACGUCGUACAAGGCGUCGCGAGGAAAGCUGGUUCCCGCCGUACCGGCGGACGCUUGCAGCGCAGAAUUUGUGAACGGGGAGGAACUGGUCGGUAACAUAGCGCUGGUUGAGCGGGGCGAAUGCUCGUUUUUGACAAAGGCCGUCAACGUUGAGGCAGCAGGCGGUGCGGCCGUAAUCAUUACUGAACUUGAUACCGACUCCGAUGAUUAUGAUUACUACAUCGAGAUGGUGCACGACAACACGGACCGGGACACCGAUAUUCCGGCUGCAUUUUUGCUCGGAAAAAAUGGACUCAUCAUACGGAAGACACUGAUCAAGCUGAAACAACCGUACGCCGUUGUGAACAUCCCGGUGAACCUUACUUUUGUGCAGCCACACGAGAUAAAUCAACCACCGUGGCUGCAGUGGUAACAAAGGUGGUAUUUCGGGGGGAACAUUAAAUUCACAUCUGGGCGAAUACGUUAUUAACACCAAUUUGCGGUAAUGAGUGAUAUUUUCCUGCAACGAGGCAAACUAUUUUUGUGAAGUGAGUGCGAACGAAUCGGCAAGACGACUUGAUUCCAGUGAUAAUUAGUUGCUCGGGGUUGUUUCCUGGAUAAGAGAUUUUCUCGAUGGCUAUCAAGAUAAGAAACAUCGAACAUCUCAAAACCAUGACUCUGUUGGAGCUUGCGGCAUUCGCCUGGCUGUUUGUUGCUAUACUUGCAUCGGUUCGUGGGGGAGCCGUCGUCCAGAUCGCGCCAUUACCAUUAAUGAUUAGCCUUCAUCAGUCAACGAACGGCGAACGAC